Messenger RNA from Polistes canadensis, 5472 nucleotides. RefSeq names its product protein abrupt-like. The transcript is spliced from 7 exons. Gene Ontology annotation, molecular function: protein binding; DNA binding. Gene Ontology annotation, biological process: regulation of transcription by RNA polymerase II. The record is from RefSeq and is a predicted model, not a curated record. Lineage: Eukaryota; Metazoa; Arthropoda; Insecta; Hymenoptera; Vespidae. The coding region runs from base 844 to 2265 and encodes 473 amino acids. Gene Ontology annotation, cellular component: nucleus.
AUCGUCGAUAUAUUUUACUUAUAUUUAGGUUAGAUCAUUCGAAAUUUGUGUUAAGAUUUUAAUCGAAUUUACUUAAUAUCGUAGAGUUAAGAUAUACGAUCUGGUUUUUAUUAGGAUAUGUAGUCAUGUAAAAUGAAGUAGUCGUUUAGAGAUAUUUUAGUAUUCGACGUUGGUAAUAGCAGGAGAGGAGGAAUCAUUGGUCCUAACGGAAAUUCGGCAAUGCAAACAUGGCGCGAAAUAGAGCCGGCGCUGUCGGUCGUUCCUCGUUAAUCCGUACGAAUAAACCAUAGAAUAAGUAUUCUUUUUUUCUUCUGGGGGUUAUGCGUUUGUAGUGUUGUAGAGGAUUGGGUGGUUGGACGCGCACGCUCCUCUUACACCAUCAUACAUCUCUCACAUCGUCACCGCCAUCACUACCACCACCAAACCAUUACAUUAUAUUCGAUUGCUACUACACAAUCGUGGAAGGUUUUUGAUAGUGUUAUUCCGCGUGAUGCGCUUGCGUGUGAGUUGAAGUAGUGGUAGUGGUCGUGUCAUCGCGUCGUCGUUAUAACAUAUUCGUAAUCGUUGGUAACGUAGUGGUGUGUGAAUGACGCGAGAGGGAACACGACGAUGAAACGUUUCUGCUAGCAUACAUCUAACUAACAUACAUAUAUACAUACAUACACACACGCACACAUAGAUACAUAGCACAUAGAUACACGAAUACGUCCUUGCGGCAAUGGGAAAAGUGGCGGCGUAUGCGCGGCUCCACGCUAGAGAAUUUUUCUCCCUCGCGGAUGGCAACCUGGAUAUCGAUUGUCAUUAUUUAUAUCGUGUUGUUGAGGGAGUCGAGUGAAAUAGAGAAUGACGGAUAGCCAGCAGCAGUUUUGCUUGCGGUGGAACAACUUUCAGGCGAACAUCACGAGCCAGUUCGAGGCGUUGCGAGAUGAUGAAGACUUCGUCGACGUUACCUUCGCCUGCGAUGGCAGGCGACUUCAGGCUCACAAGGUCGUCCUAUCCGCUUGCAGCCCUUACUUCAAGGAGUUGUUCAAGACCAAUCCCUGUAAACAUCCGAUAAUUUUUAUGCGGGAUGUGGAAUUUGAACAUCUACAAUCACUGCUGGAGUUCAUGUACGCCGGUGAAGUAAACAUUUCACAAGCUGAAUUGCCUACUUUUCUGCGUACAGCCGAAUCUCUACAAAUCCGUGGUCUCACCGACUCUCAAAGUAGUCAGCACAACAACGAAAAGCACUUGAAGACGAAUAAUGUUCACGCAUCAAAUGGCCGUGGUCUGAUCUCACCGAGCUUGGACGAUGAGCGCAGUAAAACUCCACCACCAUCGAGCCCUCCACCAUUAAAAAGGCUGUGUAAAAGAAGUGAUUCACCUCAAAUCUCUAGUCCAAUACCUACUGUGACGCCUUGCGCUAGCAGUACACCUCUCUCACGACCGCUUAUAGAGCCGCAAGUUCAGCUUGACUGUUAUAAGGAUAUUGAUAUUGUGGAGCCAAAAGUAGAGCUACCUGAAUAUGGCAGUGAUGAUGAUUGCUCAUCGAAACAAGAAGUUAACGCGUUACCUGGUGGUUUCCUUAGUUUGGAUGGUGGUAUGGAAGUGUUACCAACAUAUCCACCAUCUUUUCAAGGAACCAGUAUGGAAGGUGGCAUGCCUGGACCUUCACAUGGGAACAAUGAGCUGAAUCAAGAGCAGCAAGCUGACCUGCGUAAACUGCACUCGCUGGACCCACGCCCCUGUCCUGUGUGCAACCGCAUGUACAGUAACUUGUCCAACCUGCGGCAGCACAUGCGCCUCAUCCACAACCCUCAGAGUGUCACAUGCCCUCUAUGUAACAAGCCCUUCAAGACCAAGCUGUACCUCAAGCGUCACCUGGUCAGUUUCCACGAACUCAGUGUGGCGGACAGGCAACGUCAGGAGGAAAUCUACCAUCAUCAGGUUAAAGUUCAGGUUCAAGGACAGGGUGGUCAAGCACAGGUUCAGGGUGGAGCUCAGGCUCAAACACAGACACAAGUUCAGGCUCAAACACAGGCUCAAAUUCAGGCUCAAACGCAAGCUCAGGUGGAUAACAAAGUGCUCUUGACUGCUUCUGCUCCACUCUCUCGUCUUCCCGCGGAAGAUACCGGGGGGAGCGGAAGUGGUAACGCCGUAGAACCAAAGCUGAGAGCGUACCAGGCACAGGCCGGGGAUAAUUCUUAUUCCGUAGAGGUUGCUCAAAUUGGUGAUACGAAGCAUUUUGCGAGCGGAAUAUUGCAGUUCGAUGCUUCGUAUAACUAAUGUAUAGGUUUUUAUUUAUUUUUAUUGUAUUUCCCAGUAUCAUUUUGUGAUAUAUAGAGAGCGAGAUGGAGUCAAGUUAAAAUUUAUUAUUUAGUGAACUUGUGAUUCAAUAGGAAACGUAUCUUUACAGUUGAUCGACAAGUAUAGAUAGAAAUAACGUUACGAUACAAGGCUGAUUCUGUAUUUAGGUGAUCAGAAACUACUACUGUGCAAGAUGAGGCACGGGUGUAAUACGUAAUUCGAAAUUAUUUAAAAAUGACGUACGGAAUUGCAAUACUAAACGAAAGUGCGUUGUCAUCGAAUGCGUAACGUUUAUCCGCAUUACACUUUUAUUUCUGUGCGUAAAUGAAAAGUUUAUAUAGGUCGUAUCUAACUCGACUAUCAUCGAUACGAUUAUUAAACCGUGUACAUAGGUUUGGGAGACUAGUUUACAUAUAAUAUCCCGUGCCUAUUCAUCAUAUAAAGAUGAUGAACGUUAAUAAGGGGGAAAUAACUAAAAAAUAUGCCGUAGGUGGAGCAGCCAUCCCACCUCGUACUGAUAAUUCUGCAGCCGGAUACUUGUUGUUUUAUUUAAUGCUAUACAGUGUUAUACAGACUACAGAUAUUUACAACAAUAUUAUAUUCUUACAGAGAAUUAUAUUUACUUUAUUAUUGCAGCGCAAUGUGCAAUGACAUAGCUCGUACAUGAUAUAUUUUUCACAUGCAUACAUUGCAAUAUACAGCCAAUCGACAGCUCAACAGAGUAAUAAUAUUUAUUAUUAACAGUUAUCAACAAACCGUGAUCGCAACUAUGCAGCAGAUUGAAUUAAACAAUAUAUAAUAAGGGGGCAUUGUUUGUGCUGGUUUUUUUCUCGCAUGAACUUUGGAGAGGAUUUUCUUUUUUUGUUUUGUUUUUAUAUAUACACAUGUAUAUAACUAAUCUCUUUUUUUAUUAGUCUCUUUACUUAAAUUUAUAUGAUUUUAAAAUACUCGUCGAAUAUCUUGUAUUCGACGAGUCAGAUCAGUAUUAUUAGGAAUUAUUUUGGAAAUAUCUUUUGUGGAUUAGGUAAUUCGAAGUAGGAUUUUUUUUUAUACUUAUAUAUAUGAAAGUAAAUUCACGAAUAAUAUCAUUAUCAUGCGUAUACUUGAAAUUUGUUGAUAAUGCAUGUUUAUUGGUGAUUUACGCGUUUAUAGUAUUAUAUCUUUCCUUUUCUUUUUAUCUUAUUUUUGUAUAUACACAGAUUCACAUUUUUGAGUUUACGUAAUGUUUGUUUUUUUUCUUUCUUUCUUUAGUAGGUUUAAAAAAGAAAAAAAAAACAAAAAGGUAUCUUUAUCUUUCUUUCAUUCGACGUUAGUAUUUUUAAUUAUUAUAAUUAUGACAGAAAUAAGCCAGCAUAGACUUCUGCUACACAAUUCCAUAGCCAUAGUACCACACAGUACAACUCAGGAUCUUUUAUAUUAUAUUUUACAGAUGACAAUAGUUCCAUAAGUACGAUUAUUUAGAAUAACGAUUCUAAGAAAUAACUCGACAAUUAUGUUACUUAGAAUCGUCAUUUAAAAAAUCGUACUGUUCAGAUGACAGGCUCCUUACCUCACAUACAAUCAAAUUACUAAACAGAUGCAGCUAUAUAUUAUUAUAAUAUAUUUACAUACAACAAUUUUACAAUAGUACCGGAAAGUUGCAACGACUGCGACUAACACAUAUUACCAAUAUUAUACAAACGGUUUUUAUUAUCUGUUAUUACAUUGGUAAGUGAUUGCAAUGUUUUUUUACAAGUUAAAUGUACUGCGAAUGUACAUUCGAAACUUUUGUUUACAAUACAAAUGGAUGCCCAGCAUAAACUAACAAUUAGUACCGAAAUAAGAUUAGAUUAUAAAUGUUGCAUAUCAUAUUAUAAUAUUGUUAUACAUUUGCCAAGCAGAGUUACAUUCGCCAAUUGUCAGGCAUUGGAUCAGACGCAGGCUUUCAUUUAAAUUUUUAUUUGAAGAACAAAAAAAAAUUAAGAAAAAAAAAAGAAAAAAGAACAAAAAGAAAAGAAAAGACAAAAGUAACAAUAUAAUUCCAAAUCACGUUCUUAACAACACAGUAAUAUAUAAUUGAAAAAUUGACGAAGCGCCUUGAUAAGUGUUUUCAAUACAACCGAGAUUUCAGUCCUUUUUAUACAAUUUUAGAAUUUAUUCGUGUAUAUUUUACAGGAUAACAUAAGAGAUCGUAGUAUUAGUUAAAUUUUUCUUUUAAAAUGGCCUUACAUUUUAAUCGUAUAACAACAACAACAAUAAUAACAACAACCAAGACACAAAUACACACAACAAGAGGUUUUUAUUAUACAAUAAUAAUAUAAAUGCAAUAGAGAGAUAUAUGACAGUAAAUGUACAGUUCUUUGUUACAGUCACACCGUUGAUUACGGUUAAUGUAUUUAAUCAUAGCUCCGUCUAAGAGAGUACGACGCGUGCUCUUUUUAACAACAGAGUUUUUUACCACUAGUGCAAAUUAAAUCCGUUGAAUUUAUAAUAAUGGCGUUACUUUGAAAAAGGCCUAAUUCACUAACUUUUUAUAUCGUCUCAUAAAUAUAUAUAAAUCUAUAUAUAUAUAAAAAUAUAUAUAAAAACAUAUAUAUAUAAAACUGAUCCAUUGCCUGAGAUCCAUAUACACUAUGUAUAUCAGAGUGAUGUGUUACAGAAAUAUCACACAAUAGUAAGCAUCAUUUGACAAGCCAUACUUCGCUGGGCAUUGGAAACCGGUUACCUAGCUAUAUUACUACAACACAGUGCAGUUUUUAAAUCUCACUGUUACACUUACAAUUAUGUCGACUUCUGAUUGGGUGUUCGAUGGUUGAAAAUUAAAACCAUAUAUAUUGUGGGUGACAGUUGAAACAAAUAUUACAAAUUAACAUUAAAAAAUUAAAAAAGAAACAAACAAAAAAAAAAACAAACCAAAAUAAAAAUAAAAUCAACAAAAACAAAAAUCAUACACACAAAAAACAUUACAAAGUUAAUAUGCAAAAGUCGAUCGUUCGGUUUAUGGGUAUACAUAUAUAUUUCCAUAUAUGUAUAUGCGUCAAAAGUUAUACUUUUUAAACAGAUAUAAUAGAAAUGAAAAACAACAAACAAACAAACAAAAAAUAAAGAAAGAAAAAGAAUUACAACAAAUUUCUGGCUAUUAUAAAACUACACGGUUUACGAAGCAAGGUCCAAACUUAUAGAAAGAAAAAAAACAAUAAAACAAAA